Dermatophagoides pteronyssinus (European house dust mite) is the source of this 908-nucleotide messenger RNA. RefSeq names its product calcium release-activated calcium channel protein 1-like. NCBI's taxonomy places the organism in Eukaryota, Metazoa, Arthropoda, Arachnida, Sarcoptiformes, Pyroglyphidae. Gene Ontology annotation, cellular component: membrane. The record is from RefSeq and is a predicted model, not a curated record. Gene Ontology annotation, biological process: store-operated calcium entry. Gene Ontology annotation, molecular function: store-operated calcium channel activity.
GACAAAUAAGCAAAUAUUUUAAUGAAAGAUUUUUGUUUGAAAAAAAUGACUGAUUAAUUUUUUUUUUGUUCAUCCUCUUAAAUAUUCUAAUCAUUAAACUCAAUCAUGUCAAACAUUAUUAGUGAUCAUAAUCUUGCAAUUUUAUCAUGGAAAAGACUUCAUUUGGCGCGUGCAAAAUUGAAGGCUAGCUCACGAACAUCAGCUUUAUUAUCCGGAUUUGCCAUGGUUGCCAUGGUUGAAUUACAAAUAACAAGCAAAGUGCCAAUGGGUUUAUUGAUAGCAUUUACAGUCUGUACAACAUUAUUAGUAUCGGUUCAUAUGCUUGCAUUGAUGAUAUCAACUUGUAUAUUACCGAAUUUAGAAGCUGUCGGAUCAAUAGCAUCAUAUGAAUAUGGAUUAACUGCUGUACAAGAAUCACCACAUGAAAGAUUAAGAUUUUGUAUAGAAAUGGCAUGGUCAUUCAGUACAGUAUUUGGUAUAUUUUUAUUUUUAUUCGAAUUGGCUUUAUUAUGUUGGGUUAAAUUAUGGGAUAUACAAUAUGGAAAAAAAGCAGCAUUAGCUGCAACAAUAUUGCUAAUACCGAUUGGUAUUAUAUUUAUUGGAUUUGCCAUACAUUUUUAUCGAGCAUUAGUUGCACAUAAAUAUGAACGUACUGAACGUAAUUAUCAAGAACUUGAAUUUUUUGUCAAUCAAUUAAGUAAUCUUCGUAAUGAUAAUAGUAGAAUUAUUAAUGACACUGUGAUCAAUGUAAACAACAAACAUCCAAUUUCAAAUGCUAAAAUUUUAAAUGAACAAUCAAUACAGAUGACUGAACAAAAUUUACUCGUAAAAUCUCCAAUUCAAACAACAACAACAAUGAUUGAAAAUAUUUAAAUGAUGAUCAACGAUAACAGAAAAAAAGUGAUAAU